Messenger RNA from Morus notabilis, 1989 nucleotides. Its product is annotated as L-ascorbate oxidase. The transcript is spliced from 5 exons. NCBI's taxonomy places the organism in Eukaryota, Viridiplantae, Streptophyta, Magnoliopsida, Rosales, Moraceae. The record is from RefSeq and is a predicted model, not a curated record. Gene Ontology annotation, cellular component: plasmodesma. Gene Ontology annotation, molecular function: oxidoreductase activity; copper ion binding. Bases 312 to 1712 code for a protein of 466 amino acids.
UUCUCCUUCCCCUUUAUCAAAAAAAGACAUCACAAUGACCUCAGCAAUUUCCUAAACAUGCUAUAUAUUUAUAUAAGCUGGAGCCUCUCACACAUUACAAGCUGACCUUCCUUCAUGUAUUCUCUAUCAACAUUAUAUUCCUAACUCUCUCAAAUAACAUUACAAUAUUCUGUCCUUCCAGCUCUAAUUAGUGUUCUCUGAUUCGUUUCUUGUAAUUCAUUCUCUACCAUUACAUCUUUAAUUUUGUUUACAUAUUUUCAUCUAUAUAUAUAGAUAUAGAUAUACAACACAACAUCACUGAGAACAAUUAAAUGGCAAAAGUUAAUCUUCCGGAAGGAGGAUUAAUACGAUAUUGUGUGAUAAUUCUAUCUCUUCUCAUUGGGAAAGCUCUUAGUUGGAAGGUGAGACACUAUGACUUCGAUGUCGAGUACAUGUACCGGUCGCUGGACUGCGUCCAGCACGUGGUGAUGGGGAUCAACGGCCAGUUCCCCGCUCCCACCAUAAGGGCCAACGCCGGCGACACCGUCGUCGUUCGCCUAACUAACAAGCUCCAAACCGAGGGAGUUGUCAUUCAUUGGCAUGGAAUCAGACAGUUGGGAACUCCUUGGGCAGAUGGAACCGCGUCAAUCUCACAGUGUGCUAUCAACCCAGGAGAAACCUUCACUUAUAGGUUCAAAGUUGAUAGGGCGGGAACAUAUUUUUACCAUGGGCAUUACGGAAUGCAAAGAUCAGCAGGGCUGUAUGGGUCAUUAAUAGUCGACGUGGCAGAAGGAGAGAAAGAGCCAUUCCACUACGAUGGUGAGAUAAACCUGUUGCUGAGUGACUGGUGGCACCAAAGUGUUCACGAGCAAGAAGUUGGCCUCUCUUCUUUGCCGUUUCGUUGGAUCGGUGAACCGCAGAGCUUGUUGAUAAAUGGAAGGGGACAGUAUAAUUGCUCGCUGGCAGCGCACUAUAGCAACUAUUCGAACGGGAACCAGUGCAAAUUACGAGGAGGAGAACAGUGCGCACCCCAGAUUCUCCAUGUGCUUCCAAACAAAACCUACAGGCUAAGGAUUGCCAGUACCACAGCCUUAGCUUCUCUCAACUUGGCCAUUGGGUUCCUCCUCAACACUCAAAACAGGGUCAACGGCUACACCAAGUGGGCCAUCAACAAUGUCUCCUUAGCACUGCCACCAACCCCUUACUUGGGCUCCAUCAAGUUUGGGCUCAAGAACGCAUUUGGCAACACAAGCCCGCCCGAAAGAUUUUCCGCCACCUAUGACAUCAUGAAACCCCCGGCCAACCCGAACUCAACAGUUGGCAGCGGGGUUUACAUGCUCGGGUUGGGCACCACGGUGGAUGUGAUACUGCAAAAUGCUAAUGCCCUAUCCGAGAACGUUAGCGAAAUUCACCCGUGGCACUUGCAUGGGCACGACUUUUGGGUUCUCGGUUACGGGGAGGGGAAAUUUUCCACGGAAGACGAGAAAAAUUUGAACCUCAAGAACCCGCCGCUUAGAAACACGGCGGUGAUUUUCCCGUACGGAUGGACGGCUCUCAGAUUUGUCGCGGACAAUCCCGGGGUUUGGGCAUUCCAUUGUCACAUUGAGCCUCAUUUGCACUUGGGGAUGGGAGUGAUUUUUGCUGAAGGUGUUCACCGAGUAGGGAAGAUACCUAAUGAGGCUCUUGCAUGUGGUUUGACUGCAAAAAUGUUCUUGAGUGGUAAGAAUAACUGAGAUUAUUGAUUAACCACUCACAAAUAUUAAUUGGAGCACUAUUUAUUAGAGUUUAUGUACUUCAACAAUACCCUCGGCCUAGAUAGCAUUUUUUUUUUCCUCUUCCUUUCCUUUUUUGGCUUAUUUUUAAGUAUGAAUAUAGAAUAAUUGUAUGCGAGAAGAGUAUUUUAUUGUGAAUGUAUUUGGCUCUUUGAUGUGCUAUCCAUGUAACCCGGACAUAUAUAUAUAUAUAUAUAGCGACUAUUUGGUAUAUUUAUGUAAUUGGAUUGGUUUUCUC